AAAUGUGGUGCGCACGGCACUACUUCCUUCCUUUAAAGCCACCCCUUCUUGGGAAUGCGACAUUAAAUCAUACCUGAAGAAACAAAAACCAGCAGACUUUGCAGACAUGGGCACAGCUAGAAACUGGUUCAACACAGUUCGAAAGAAGUUCAUCAAAUCAUCCCACCAAAGAGAUAUCGUCAUUCUUCACAGCGAAAACCUAAGCCGGCAGCCAAUGAUCAAAGAAGCUAGAGAUUUCCCUACCUCAGCUCCAUCAACAUCAUCAUCUCAGACAACACAUUUAACCAGAGAAGACAUUGCAGCAAUUAAAAUCCAGUCAAUUUUCAGGGGUCAUCUUGCAAGACGAGCAUAUAGAGCAUUGAGAAGCCUAGUUAAGCUGCAAGCAGUUGCCCGCGGGGCGUAUGUAAGGAAACAAACACAAAUAGCAAUGAAUUGCAUGCAUGCACUUGUGAGGUUACAAGUCAGGGUUCGUGCCCGCCAACUCCUCAACUAGUACAGUGACUGACAGCCGAUGUGCCCAGACAGCGUCACCUUCAUUUUCCACUAACCAUGAACACCACUUGCGACAGGUUUAGGUCAAAACCUUUUAUACCGUAAAAGUUUCCAAUACAGCAAUUUCUGUACUCUCGUCAAAAAUGGUGAGCAAUUUUAAACAUUUCCAGUCGCAAUCCGGGAAUGUGACAAUGAUGAACGUCAGUUUUCAGA
Messenger RNA from Hibiscus syriacus, 705 nucleotides. RefSeq names its product protein IQ-DOMAIN 1. Gene Ontology annotation, molecular function: protein binding. The transcript is spliced from 2 exons. Bases 107 to 493 code for a protein of 128 amino acids. NCBI's taxonomy places the organism in Eukaryota, Viridiplantae, Streptophyta, Magnoliopsida, Malvales, Malvaceae. The record is from RefSeq and is a predicted model, not a curated record.